AUGCAAGCAUGGAAUGGUAGUGGUACUGGUGCUUGGUAUCGUGUUGAUACAUCAUGCUUAUAUUCUUUUUCAUUCACCACAUUAUUACAAUGUUUGCCAACUAUUGUCAUACCUGCUAAUGUGACAUUAGUGACCGAUGGUUUUUUCAUUAGUCUUGGAAUCUUUAAUCGUUUGAAUGGUAUUGGCCUAGAUAUUGGUCUGACAUACGAACCUCGAACAAGUAAAUGGUGGUCCUACGCUAAUGAUGUUCGAGGGUGGAAAUCUGGAAGUAUUUCGAUAGAUUCUUCAGUAAAUCGAUGUAUCAACAUAUCCCUGUCAAUAUCUGAUGGCUACGUUAAAUAUCUUGUUCGAACAAACAAUGGUUCAAUAGUAUUAGGUCAAGAUUUAUAUCUGGCAUCACAACUUGAUCCACAGUUGAAUCUGACUGUUAAUAGUUCAAACUUUGGUUUUUAUCGUUUCGAUAGUAUUGCUCAAACAAAGGAAACAUUGAAGAGUGGAUCAUGUAUGAUUCACGCACAACUGAUCGAAUGGUUUCUGGAAUUAGAUUCUCAAGUUUUUGUUCCAGCUAGAGGCGAUUAUAUGGCCUCGAAUAUUCGAGGUUAUCCUCCGGGUCCAUGUUGUACACAAAAUGAAAUCAAUACGAUACUUGUACAUAAUGAAACUGAAUGGAAUCAAGCUGAUAUUACAAUUUCUUAUCUCUGA
Rotaria sp. Silwood1 is the source of this 702-nucleotide messenger RNA. Lineage: Eukaryota; Metazoa; Rotifera; Eurotatoria; Philodinida; Philodinidae. The record is from the annotation of a GenBank genome assembly.